GCCGCUGAAAUCUGGGCUCGGAUUCCACUGGCCACCGAGGCGGCGGGUCUGCAGACACCGAGCAGCGGCUGGUACCGGCGGCUCUCCCCCCCCCACCACCACCACCUUACAUGCCAGCACCUUGCAGCCAGCAACCAUGCGAGCCCAAAUCGAAGUGAUACCAUGCAAAAUCUGUGGAGAUAAAUCUUCAGGGAUCCAUUAUGGAGUCAUCACUUGUGAAGGAUGUAAAGGGUUUUUUCAGAGGAGCCAACAAAAUGCCGCGUACUCCUGCCCGCGUCAGAGGAAUUGUCUAAUUGAUCGAAAUCGGAAUCGCUGCCAGCACUGUCGCUUGCAGAAGUGUCUUACUCUUGGAAUGUCACGUGAUGCUGUGAAGUUUGGUCGGAUCAAAAAGCAACGUGACAGUCUCUAUGCCGAAGUUCAGAAGCAUCAGCAGCACCAAGAGCAGCUGGCAACGAAGGAAGAUUCCGAGGGACUUGCACGAGGCUACCCAAAUAGUGUCAGUAGUGGACUCGCAGAUCUGGAUGAUAUCGGCAGCACCUUCUCAGAAGGGCUCCUGUUUGACUUUCCACUGACCCCCGAAGGAGGAAGCAGUUUUUAUAAUUUUGAUAUUUCAGCCUCUGCUGAGCCAUCUCCGGAUCAAUCUGCCAUGGAUGUAAAUGAAAUUAAACAUAUAAAACAGGAGUCCAUAUAUGAAAUAAUGCUGGAGCCCAGUUUGUUCUCGUAUCCCUCUCCAGAGAAUAGUCAACUGGCCACUGAAAUUUCAAUGGCAGAGAUAGAUCGAAUAUCACAGAAUGUGGUAGAAUCCCACCUCGAGACUUGCCAGUACACUGUUGAGGAGUUGAAGCAGCUUGCCUGGCAGUUGUAUACACAGGAGGAGAUAAGGAACUUUCAAAAUAAGUCUUGUGAGGCCAUGUGGCAGCAGUGUGCAAUCCAAGUUACAGACGCAAUCCAGUACGUAGUGGAGUUUGCCAAGCGGAUCAGUGGAUUCAUGGAUCUGUGUCAGAAUGAUCAGAUCAUACUCCUUAAAGCAGGUUGCCUUGAGGUUUUGUUGGUUCGAAUGUGCCGAGCGUAUAACCCUAUGAACAAUACGUUGUUUUUCGAAGGAAAGUAUGGAAGCACACAGAUCUUCAAGUCAUUGGGUUGUGAUGACUUUAUCAGUGUUGUUUUUGAAUUUGCUAAAAGCUUAUGCUGCCUGCAUUUGACGGAGGAAGAAAUUGCAUUGUUCACCGCCGGCAUCUUAUUGUCACCAGAUCGACCAUGGCUCACAGAAGCUAGAAAAGUUAAGAAGCUGCAGGACAAGAUUUAUGAGGCGUUGCAACAUGUCAUUCAAAAAAAUCACCUGGAUGAUGACAAGUUAUCGAAGCUGAUCUCCAAGUUAUCCAUGCUGAAGUCUGUAUGCAACCUUCAUGUGGACAAGCUGCAGCUAUUCAAGCUGCUACACCCACAAACCGUGCACAACUUUCCUCCACUCUACAAGGAAGUAUUCAGCACAGAAAUGCAGUAUCCAGACUCCUCCAACAGCUAAACACGGCAUUCCCAAAGUGAGAAAUGAAUGGGUUUAAAUCCUCUAUCACCAAUUGCAAUAGCACUAGAAUGAAUGUACUGCACUUCAUGUUGUUUCACCGUCACAGUCAAAGAAUGUAAAUAAUUGGAUACUGAGUAGUGGAAAAACCCUUGUGCAUGGCAAUUAAAAGCAGCUCCAUUGUAAUCAUGGACCAGAAUCAAAACUGCAAGACUCUCCUUCCAAGGCUCUUUAUAUAAAACCUGUUUUUGUCAGUAAAAAGAACAGUGAAUUAAGGGAGUAUAGAUAGUAUUUUAUCUGUAAUGCAAACCUAUAUAUUUUAUUAAGGUUGUUUCUUUUUACACUGAAUACUCAGUGAUUUCAGAGUUGUUCUUGUGGUCCAUCGUUUGAGGUUAGGUUUUCUUUUUCCUGAACGUUUCCUCAGCAUUACUGCAUCAAGAAGAGUGGGGCAAAAUCCCUUGCAAUGAAUAUUCAACAGUGCUGAAGACAGCGAUUUUAAAAACUCUGAAAUCCUAUACAAGUAAAUGUCUGUGUGUUUAUAUUAUUACUAUAUAUCUUUAGGCUAUGGUCAAUAAGAUGCCUGCAUGUAAUAAUAGCUAAAAGUUAUGGUACCCAUUAGCACUAUAACUGUGUUAGUGGACAGUAGUCGUAGCUUGGCAAUGCAUUUAAAUUUAUCCUUAAGACAAAAAUCUGGUGUUUAGCACAAAAUGGCUCGAUAGUCAGACAGGUGCAGAAGCACAUGAGACAUUUAAGGAUUGCAUUUUCUAUAUUUUACUACUAACAAGCCUGUUUUUUUCUAGGUUAUGUGAACCUGGAGAGCCCAGAAUAAAAUGGGGAAACUAGACAGAUGCAGUUGCUGAAAAACUUUUUCAGCACCUUAUUGCAAAAUGACUGCAAUCAGCGGAAAAUGACAUCAGUUAACCAACGUAUAAUAUUGAAGUGAUAUUUGCCCACAGACACUCAGAAAACUAAUUUGUAUAGCUAACUACUGGUUAAAGAGAAGAAACGUUAAUAGUUGAUUCACAGUCCACAGACGUCCCUAAAACUAGUAAUGCACUUUUUCCCACCGGAGGUCCAUAUAAUCCAUUCCUACCAAUAAUAUCCACAUCCAGAAAAAGUUUCUGAAGGUCAUUUACUCAUUGUUUAUUAUGUUUCAUGGAACUUUUCAUCCCCUUCCGAAUUUGCUUCUGACAAGUAACAGUAACUAGCAUAUUACAAAUCAACACACUUCCACAAAAGUUGUGAGACCUCCACUCCUUGUACCCUGGAGUAGAAGCAGUUAAACAUCCUUGCCAUGUUUCAAAGAACAAGCUUUUACAAGUAUAAUAUUUAAUUUUGUGUAGUGAGUAAUCUAAUUUCUCCAUUACUGGUGUCCUAUAAGGGAAUAAUAUAUAACAUACAAAAAAAAUUAUUUAUUAACUUAAUUGCGGUAUGGAACUUUACACACAGUGGUGUCUUUUCAUUUUAAAUGUAAUUUGAAAGUUUGACUGGGGAAGAAUAAUAAAAAAAACAAUUCUAACGGAAAAGAAGUUGCAAACAUGUUAUGUAAGUGCAGUUUGAACAUUGUGGUGGAGGUGCAUAGAAAGUUAUUUGUGUACUGGAAGUUAGAUGAAAUGGGAGGUAUACUGUAAAUCCCUAAACCUGAUUGCUACACUAAGGCCCACCUCUCAGACAGUGAAGAAAGCACUCUGUGUAAUUCACGUGGGGAACAUUAGUGACUUAUGAUACGCUCUCUCAGUGGCUCUGUAAGUGAACACAGCAAAUGAACAGUGUGUGACUGAGCCCAGACAGACUAGGGUUUGAUUGUCUGUGGGCCCAUGUCAGCCAGAGCAGAAGUAAGACUCACGACAAUUGAAAUCGAUCCCCUGGGCCUUCAGGUGAAUCACCAACAAGUUGACUGCUGUUUAAUGAAUGCCUUGGCAUGUGGACAGUUUUAAAGCCCACUAGGACUUGGGGUCCAGGUUCAGACACAAAGAGUGCUCAUUUUGGCAAAGUACUAGAGAACUUUUGGAGCCCCUGGAACUUUAGUCUGACAACAGAGCAAGCAAUAAAGAGUAGUAUAAGAGUUGAGAACAAAAGUGAAAAACUUGAGAAACUACAGAACAGUGAAGGAACAUUUUAUUGAUUGCGAUUCCUGAGAUAGUAAGUGGUAUUUUGUUAGGAUUUCUGACCCUUUCUCUUAUUCAGUGCAAGAACUAAUUGGAAAAUUAGAACAUAUUGGCAGAUUAUAGACAUGGACACCCUGAGGCUGCUUUUGCCUUUAAAGUGGGUGCAUUUUUUAAAAAAAAACUUCUGUACCAAUGAAGUACAAAGUAUUAUUUUUCACAAAGUUGAGAUGUUUGGACAUGGGUAAGUGAAGGAUCCGUUUGUUGAAUUCCAGAUUUUAAGCACUUUCUUCUUUGUUUUAUAUAAAAAAAAGAGAUUUCUUUAUGAAAUAUUCAUUAGAUAUAGCUGUGCUUUAGAUCUUCUGGCUCAUUGAUGUUUCUUAUAUAUUCGUUUCAACAACUUCACCUGCAGCGCAGGAUACAGCUUCUGCUUGGAAACAGAAGAAUAAUUAGCUUGUAUUUUGCAUAUCUGCUUAGCAAAAAGUGUAUUCAAAGAUAUUCUGCUGGGAUUCAAAAGGCUGAUCCGUUCCUUAUAGGAUAUGUUUCAGCUCCUACAAUAAAGUAGCAUCUCACACCACUUAAAAAUAAAUUUAAACUUACACUGUGUGUAUUAUUCUUGUGAAUGUUGUGGAAGAUAUGAAAUGAAGGAACACCCAGCUUUGUUUCUCUUUCAAUAUGGUGAAAUAUGCUUUCUCUGGCACAUUUAUUGACAAAACAAUAUUUGUUAUAUAGUUUAGAAAGUCAUUUUGAUGUUUUUUUUGGUCUGUAUCGUUAAACUGUAAUUCUAUUUUUUUUAAAAAAAAGAAUGAAAUACUUAUAUAAAUGUAAGAUGAGAAGAAUAGAAAGAUUUUUUAAAAAGCCUUAUCUGGAUUUCAAUGACAAACAAAUUCUUAUUUUAAUAUAUUGUGAAUUUAACAAUGAUUGGGAUAGCAAUUAGUGACUCGAUAUAGAUGCAUAAUGUAAAGGAUGUGUAUA
This is a messenger RNA of Pristis pectinata (smalltooth sawfish), 4602 nucleotides long. RefSeq names its product nuclear receptor ROR-beta-like. Gene Ontology annotation, molecular function: nuclear receptor activity; RNA polymerase II cis-regulatory region sequence-specific DNA binding; zinc ion binding. Gene Ontology annotation, biological process: regulation of transcription by RNA polymerase II. Lineage: Eukaryota; Metazoa; Chordata; Chondrichthyes; Rhinopristiformes; Pristidae. The record is from RefSeq and is a predicted model, not a curated record. Gene Ontology annotation, cellular component: nucleus.